Messenger RNA from Nicotiana attenuata, 829 nucleotides. RefSeq lists its product as uncharacterized. Bases 124 to 669 code for a protein of 181 amino acids. The transcript is spliced from 2 exons. The record is from RefSeq and is a predicted model, not a curated record. NCBI's taxonomy places the organism in Eukaryota, Viridiplantae, Streptophyta, Magnoliopsida, Solanales, Solanaceae.
CAACCAAUAUCCAAGAUUAGAUCUUUAUGAUACAAAUCAAGACAGAAAAGACCCACUACUAUAGUAUAGCUAGCUCAACUUUCAAAUUUUCAGCAGUUAUUCAAUUUUCCAAAAAUAAAAAUUAUGGCAGAUGAGGAUGUUUCAGAAAGCUUCAGUGAAUGGCAGCAAAUCCCAUCUCCAUAUUCUACUGCUGGCAACAAAAAUGAUGUAGAUGUGACCACAGAAGAGUUACCAAAUAACAAUGAUCCUCAACUGUUUCAAGAACCACAUAACUCAGCAGUUUCUGCUGCAGAAACUACUUUGUCAGUGCCUUAUAGUGAUGAUAAUAAUGAGAAAGGUGAAGGAAAUAGAUGGUUGAAGAAGCAUUUGAGAGAAUUAACUUCUUGGAUUGUUCAGAUUGUUUCCAAGGCCAAAAAUUAUGCUGCUUGUAAAGUGGGAAUUGGAACUUUCACUUCAACUAGAACUAGACUAUUACCAGUACUUUUGGUUUCCUUGUUUUAUUGGAUAAUACAGAGGCGGCGGAGGCAAAGGCAGAUUGACACUUCUAAGAAACUUGUGCUUCUUAUCAAAGAAAAAGACCAGAAAAUCGAGCAGCUCUAUCUCCAAAUUAGCCACAUGAAUGACUCCCUACUAGCGCGACGAAAGGUUCCAGUUCUUCGAGUUGACUAAUUGAUUCACUAGCCAUUAAUUAUUUCUUGGCAACUUCUGAGGGUAUAUAUGGAGCUUUCUCUUCCGUCAAUGUUGAAUUUGAAAUCUACACAUCAAAAGUUUGUGUUUAAAGAAACCAGGAUACGUGUACGAAAAGACAGAUAUUUAUCAGUAUUUGAUA